Rhincodon typus (whale shark) is the source of this 1932-nucleotide messenger RNA. RefSeq names its product eukaryotic translation initiation factor 2, subunit 2 beta (gene eif2s2). Gene Ontology annotation, molecular function: translation initiation factor binding; translation initiation factor activity; mRNA binding. Lineage: Eukaryota; Metazoa; Chordata; Chondrichthyes; Orectolobiformes; Rhincodontidae. Bases 171 to 1160 code for a protein of 329 amino acids. The record is from RefSeq and is a predicted model, not a curated record. Gene Ontology annotation, biological process: formation of cytoplasmic translation initiation complex; translational initiation; formation of translation preinitiation complex. The transcript has 9 exons. Gene Ontology annotation, cellular component: eukaryotic translation initiation factor 2 complex.
GGUUAGGGGGUGGGGUCUGUCCUGCUGGCGGUGACAGGGAGUCGGCGAGUGAGCGGCGCGUCUCUCAUUCACAACGAAACAGAGAGAAAAAAACAAAAAUAAAUAAUAAUUAACCCAAAUUUUCAGUUCGAAAUCUUAUAUUCGGAGUUUACACAGCCCGGGAAGUCGCCAUGUCUGGAGAUGAGAUGAUUUUCGAUCCCACAAUGACAAAGAAGAAGAAAAAGAAGAAGAAGCCCUUCAUGCUGGAAGAAGAUGGGAUUGAACAACCAACAGAGGAGACGCCAGCGACCGAAUCCAAGGAAACUGUAAUAUCGGAGAAUGUGGAGGAGAAGGUUCCAGAGGCAGAUGAAGAUGACAAUAAGAAAAAAGAUACGACAGAUGACUUAGAUGACUUGGACUUCUUCAAUCAAAAGAAAAAAAAGAAAAAACCCAAGAAACCUAUUGGAAUUGACAAUGGUGUAAAGAUUGAGGCUGAUGUCACUGAGCAGGGAGAGGUUGAUGAUGAUGCCUUUGACAUCAGCAUGAUGAAGAAAAAGAAGCCAAAACCUGUGACUUUCGUGGUUGAGGAGUUAAACGAAAGGACAGAUGACAGACUUGAUGAUGAUGAAAGUAAAAGGGAUGAUGGCAUCACUUUUUCCACUCAGAGUGGUCCAGCCUGGGCAGGAUCAGAGCGAGACUACACUUACGAUGAGUUGCUGACUCGUGUAUUCAACAUCAUGCGAGAAAAAAAUCCUGAUAUGGUGGCUGGAGAGAAGCGAAAGUUUGUAAUGAAACCACCUCAGGUGGUCAGAGUAGGAACCAAGAAGACGUCGUUUGUGAAUUUCACAGAUAUCUGUAAACUGCUACAUCGUCAACCAAAGCAUCUUCUGGCAUUUCUGUUGGCUGAGUUGGGUACAAGUGGAUCCAUUGACGGCAACAAUCAGCUUGUAAUUAAAGGGAGGUUCCAGCAAAAACAAAUAGAAAAUGUAUUAAGGAGAUACAUCAAGGAGUACGUAACCUGCCAUACCUGUCGAUCGCCAGACACCAUCUUGCAAAAGGACACACGGCUGUAUUUCUUGCAGUGUGAAACUUGUCAUUCUCGCUGCUCUGUGGCCAGCAUCAAAACCGGCUUCCAGGCUGUUACUAGCAAGCGUGCACAGCUCCGUGCCAAAGCACAUUAACCUAAACCUUAACCACUGGAGGGAACAGGAACUGGGAGUUUAAUGUAAUAGGACUGUUUUACCAAACAAGGGGUGGGUUUUAAGCAGAUUAAAAUACAACAAUAAAAUGCUGCUGACUCGGGAGGGUGGGGAGGAGGAAAAUAAACUAAUAGUGAGCAUUGUUCUAUGAAGUCCUCCUGAACCUCAGUGUAUUGUAACAGUACUGUUGCACUGCUCUCUGUUCAUAUCUUGUCCAGUCUGCAGUAUAAAUGCAGGAAGAAAAUUGCCUUUUAUACCUUGUAGGCUGCUGGAAGUACAGCUCAAUUUCCUGGAGCUUGGAAGUGAUUCACUGAAUGUUGUUUAAGUGUGCAUAAUUUCUUUUUGAUUAUACCUCACCCUGGCUGGUUAUUUUCUGUCUGGCUACUGUAUUGUUUUUUUAAACAGGGAGGGUGGGGAGGAGGGGAGAUGACCAAAUUACGCUAAAUAAGUUUAGAAAUUUAUUAAACAAAUUCCCUGAAAAUAUUUAAAAUUGUGGACUUUUUAAAUUGAUUCCAUCUUUAAGUUGAAAUCUUUCUGAUGCCAGGGUGAGGCCUGAGUUGCAAAGCAUAAUCUACGCUGAUUUUUGCAGUGGCGUGGAAGGUUUAUCCAUAUUUAGCCGCAGAUUGGUUUGGAGGGGGUUUUAAAAACGUGACACCUUGUUGAACUGAUUACAGGCUCUGGAUUGUACAUCAUCCGGUGACAAGCGUGCAAGAAAAAUAUGUAAUAAAAUAGUAAAACUAGUGGUUAACAGCCA